UAAACAGGCGGCUGGAUCCCCAAGUGGGUGCGUGUUUCGUGCGCGGGGUCGGCAUAGGCUCUCACACUCCUGCAGACUCGCGGACACCACGACGCAAAUAUGAGAUCACCAGGCAGCGGAAGGCCAGCCCAGAGGGAACGUGCACUGCGCGCGUAUACGCACGAGUGAAAUCAUCGCGCCCACGUCGCAGGCGCGCGCGCACAUGCAGCCUGGGGACCCUGCGGGAGGGGUGACGUAGGAGUUUCUGCGAAGACCAGAAUUGUCAGGGCUUGGCGGCCAGGAAAGCACCUUACCCUUUUCAAAAAUGUCCCGGAAGUGCCUCUGCCCUUAAUGAAGAUAGUCAUCACUGUGGCAUGAGGGAGGCAGGGCUGCGCCUGCGCAAUAAGUUCGGCGGGGAAGAUGGCGGAUGACAAGGAUUCCCUUCCCAAGCUUAAGGACCUGGCAUUUCUCAAGAAUCAGCUGGAGCGCCUGCAGCGGCGCGUGGAAGAUGAAGUCAACAGUGGUGUUGGCCAGGAUGGCUCGCUCCUGUCCUCCCCAUUCCUCAAAGGCUUCCUGGCUGGCUAUGUGGUAGCUAAACUGAGGGCAUCAGCAGUACUGGGCUUUGUCGUGGGCACCUGCACUGGCAUCUACACAGCUCAAACAUAUGCUGUGCCCAAUGUGGAGAAAACAUUGAGGGACUAUCUGCGGUCACUGCGCAAGGGGCCUGACUAGCUCUGGAUCCUGUGGGGAAGGCAGGAUGAGCAGCUAGGGCCUACAGGCUGAGGCCUUUCAACCACAGGCACCAUAUUUGGCUUCCCUGUCUGUCACACCUUUGCGGUCUCCACCCUUCCUGCCACCCUCAUCCCUGCUUCCCUUCCUGCAGAAGGUAGACAGUGGCUCAUCAGUGUGCCCUGUGGACUCCCUAACCCCAUCGGAUUGGCCCCAAGACUUUGACUUCAAGGGCCACCAACCCCUUCCUCUUCCAUCCUUGACUGUGGAGUUUACAACUGACUCUAAUCCUCAGUAUUCUCUCUGGUGAUGUACCACAGCUCCCCCGUCCUUGGAGCUGGCUCCAUAACUUGAUUUUCCCCAAACGUGUCACACUCCCCACAGGGUCUGGUGUGGGCAUGAGUGUAGAAGAUGGGGGUAUGCCAGGCCUGGGCCGUCACAGGCAGGCACGCUGGACCCUGAUGCUACUCCUGUCCACUGCCAUGUAUGGUGCCCAUGCCCCACUGCUGGCACUGUGCCAUGUGGAUGGCCAGGUGCCCUUCCGGCCCUCCUCAGCCGUGCUACUGACCGAGCUGACCAAGCUGCUGUUGUGCGCUUUCUCCCUCCUGGUGGACUGGCAAGCAUGGCCCCGGAGGGCCCUGCCCUUUCGCCAUGCUGCCCCCUUCGCAGUAUCAGCUCUGCUCUAUGGCGCCAACAACAACCUAGUGAUCUACCUUCAACGUUACAUGGACCCCAGCACCUACCAGGUGCUGAGCAAUCUCAAGAUUGGAAGCACGGCCCUGUUCUACUGCCUCUGCCUCCGGCACCGCCUCUCUGCUCGCCAGGGGUUAGCACUGCUGCUGCUGAUGGCAGCAGGGGCCUGCUAUACAGCUGGUGGCCUCCAGGACCCCUGGAACACUCUCCCUGGGCCCCAUCCAGCAGCUGCUGCUGGCCCCAUGCCCCUGCAUAUCACUCCCCUGGGACUGCUGCUCCUUCUCCUAUACUGCUUCAUCUCAGGCUUGUCAUCUGUGUACACAGAGCUGCUCAUGAAGCGGCAGAAGCUGCCCCUGGCACUUCAGAACCUCUUCGUUUACACUUUCGGUGUGCUCCUGAACCUGGGUCUGCACGCAGGCAGCAGCUCUGGCCCCAGCCUCUUGGAGGGUUUCUCAGGAUGGGCAGCUCUCAUGGUGCUGAGCCAGGCAGUCAAUGGAUUGCUCAUGUCAGCUGUCAUGAAGCAUGGCAGCAGCAUCACACGCCUUUUUGUUGUAUCCUGCUCACUGGUGGUAAACGCUAUGCUCUCAGCAGCCCUGCUGCGGCUGCAACUCACAGCCGCCUUCUUCCUGGCCACACUGCUCAUUGGCCUGGCUGUGCACCUGUACUAUGGCAGCCAGUAGCCUCCUGACCCUGACCCUGUAGUCUGGGCGCCACCAUCAGAGCCACCUCCCAGCCCUCUCCUGCCCUCAGCAGCCUGGAAACAAGUGCCUUGUGAGAAAAGCUGGGAAGUGAGAGCAGCUGGCUCAGUCUCUGGAGGUUGGUGAAUGAAGGUGUACCCCUGGGAGACUAGAAGAGUGGGUUUUGUUAAGGAACCUCUUAACAUCCCCCAAGUCCUUCCAGACUAGGAAUUAAAGGAGUCUAAACACCUAGGCCAAAGAAUGACCACAUCUCUGAAGGGGGGAAGGUUCCAUGCCUCAUCCUACGUUAAUACAGUUUGCUCAGAGGGGGCUGUGGAACCCAGAUGGCUUUCCUUGCCUACUCUGGUCACUCCAGCAGAACCCCUAUCCCCAAGCCUGUGCUGGCAGCCCAGUACUAGUCCAGCCAUGGUGCAUGACUUCCCCAUAAGGGAUAUUCACCCCCCACAUUCAUGCAAGAAGCCCAGUUGCCACGGAUUACACAACCAUCAUCCACGUCGUUCUGCCAAGCUUCCCCAGCUGUAGUGGCACCUGGAAGACUUGCCCCCUGCUUCUCCACCAUGCUGCUCCCACACCCAGCCUUUUUCCUGGAAACCCCAGAGAGGGCUGGGGCUUAACUCAUCUCAGGGAAUGUUGCCCCUGGGCCCUGGCUUAAGCCUACACUCCCAAUCUCUGCCCACCCCAAGGGCUUGCUUGAAGCCCACUGCCCCCUCCAAGGCUUCUAGGAGGCACCAUCCUUCCCACUCUGGGUUCUGCCCCUGCCUAGCUGUACCACUUCCCAACAGCCUGGGGAAGCUCUACACAGAGUGACCUGGGGCUGGGCACCGCAUAGCUCGAUCAGUGUCUCUAACCACAUAAGCAAUAAGGUCUUAAUAAAGUGUUCUGGGGGUUGGGUUCUUAAAAUUGGC
Molecule: messenger RNA, 3004 nt
Organism: Choloepus didactylus (southern two-toed sloth)
Lineage: Eukaryota; Metazoa; Chordata; Mammalia; Pilosa; Megalonychidae
Gene: SLC35A4
Product: solute carrier family 35 member A4
Exons: 3
Coding region: 1107-2081 (324 amino acids)
Biological process (GO): pyrimidine nucleotide-sugar transmembrane transport
Cellular component (GO): Golgi membrane
Molecular function (GO): pyrimidine nucleotide-sugar transmembrane transporter activity
Source: RefSeq, a predicted model, not a curated record